CGUCCACAUUCCACGUUCCGCACACAAACGACGAUGCUCCAAAUGUUUUCUUUUUUCUUUUUCAAGUGCCAAUCCUAGGUACCACUCAUUAUUACCCCACGGCUUCGGCCACAUGCCGUCGUCUACAUGUCCCCUGCGACUAUUCUUCGCAAUGUUUUGCGAGUCCUUAUCCCGCUCUGCGUAGCUUCCACUGUUUAUCUGUAUCUUUAUCCAGUAUUCCUCGGAUGCGCCUUUCCGCUUCCGCCGCAAGAAGCCAACAAGACCGAACCCGAGAGCUCUACCGCCGCUUUUCAGGAUACGCUGCGACAGCAUGUUAUUUCCUCGAGCAAUGCCGCGCCCUUCCGACUUCUAGCUCUCGGCGACCCGCAGCUCGAAGGCGACACGUCGAUCAGGAAUUACAACCGCGAGUCCUUCCCUCACUUGACCUGGGCUAUCCGCCACCUCACCUACAAGACCGAUCAUCCGUCGCUACGUAGCCGCCUGCGACAGGUAGUCCACGAUCUCGUCGAUGUCUUCUUCGACGAUAUUCCCGACACGGCCGAGUCGAUCCGCAAGCGCAUAGACCUAUUCGGGAACGACUUCUACCUCGCCCACAUCUAUCGAACAUUACGAUGGUGGACUAAACCUACUCACGUCACAGUUCUCGGAGACUUGCUCGGAAGCCAAUGGAUUCGAGCUCCCGAAUUCAACCGGAGAAGCUCGAGGUUCUGGAACCGUUCAUUUAGAGGGGGCGAGCGCGUCCCCGACGAGGUUGCGGCGUACCCUGCGGAGGAAUACGAAUUAGCUGGGUUACUCGGCGUCGAGGACGAAAAUGCUGCGGCUUGGCGGCGCAGGAUCAUUAACGUCGCAGGUAACCACGAUAUCGGCUAUGCGGGCGACCUGACAGUCGAGCGAUUAGAGCGAUUCGAGCGUGUAUUUGGCAAAGCCGCCUACGAGCUACGCUUUGAGCUCCCUAUUACUGACCCAACGAACAACGCGACUAUCUACGAUGCCGAGAAAAAUCCCGGUUCCGACCGUUUGGCCCCUGAGCUCCGAAUCGUCAACGUCAACAACAUGAAUCUUGAUACUCCGGCUGCAGACCAGAAUCUUCAGGACAAGACGUAUACCUUCGUAAACGACGUAAUAAACACAGCCUCCGCUGUUGAGUUUACAGGACAUUUCACAGUGGUUUUGACGCAUAUUCCAUUGUACAAGCCCGAAGGGAUCUGUGUCGAUGCCCCUUUCUUUAGUUUUCACUCCGGCGGCGGCGUCAAGGAACAGAAUCAACUCUCGGCCGAUGCAUCCCGUGGGUUCCUGGAAGGCAUCUUUGGUUUAAGCGGCGACCCCAACGCGCCCGGUCAGGGAAUGGGUCGGAGAGGCGUCGUGUUGAACGGGCACGAUCACGAGGGCUGCGACACGUAUCAUUACAUCAACCAGACGGAGGGCGACGAGCGUCAAUGGCGAACUACUUUGUGGGAGACUGCAAAGACCGGUCAAUAUCCCGGAAAACCAGGUCUUCCGGGCCUAAGGGAGAUUACUGUCCGAAGUAUGAUGGGCGGAUUUGGAGGGAAUGCUGGAUUGCUUAGCGUAUGGUUUGACGAGAACGCCUGGGAAUGGAGAUUCGAGUUUGCGAAUUGCGCUUUGGGCACCCAGUACCCCUGGUGGUUUGUCCAUAUAAUCGAUCUUAUCGCCAUUAUUGGGCUUGUGCUUUACGGCAUCUUGCAAGCAUUGGCUGCUGCGGGUUUUGAUUUUGAGAAUCGGCCAAAGGUUCCCGUGCCUAAGAUCGAAAUUAGCGAGCAUUCUGACGACGAGCAACCCGUCGGCAAUGGCAAUACUAAGAAGGGAUAGGUUCCCCUGUGCGAUCAGCGGCAGACUUACAGCACGGAAGUGUAAUGAAUCACGAAUACUUGUACUAAUAUGAAGUAUAGACUAGGAUCCCAACGGAUUGUUAAAUUAGAGCUCAAACAUUUGAUACGCAAGAAUCUUUAUCGCAUCGAUAUUUCAUAUAACUUAUAAGAUGUGAUCUGACGAACACGAAGACAUUUGGAAGCUUUCCUCGGAUUGAGAUAUGCAGAUUUAUUGUACUUAUAACUUGAAAUCGAGAACCACAACAUCAACCUGCGCGUGCGAGUCCAGGUCAGACCCGUAGCUAGAUCGUGUGAAGACAGACAACACGUUAUCAUACUGUAGCCUUGUGGUAUCUACCAAUGGCUCCGUCGGCGGGAAUCCGUCUUCCCGCCACACCAGCUCAUACUCAGAGUAGCCACUCUCC
This is a messenger RNA of Annulohypoxylon truncatum, 2251 nucleotides long. RefSeq lists its product as uncharacterized. Gene Ontology annotation, biological process: GPI anchor biosynthetic process. The record is from RefSeq and is a predicted model, not a curated record. The transcript has a single exon. Gene Ontology annotation, cellular component: endoplasmic reticulum. Bases 127 to 1827 code for a protein of 566 amino acids. Lineage: Eukaryota; Fungi; Ascomycota; Sordariomycetes; Xylariales; Hypoxylaceae.